UUUGACUCGAGUUCGGUCACACUGCCCUAGAGCGAAUUACAUAAAUUUUGGCAGACAUGUCGUUGCUACGCGCAAGAUAUUACGACCACCCCGAUGGUGAGGAUGCAUUUGGCAAGAUCGUGGCCACCAACAAAUAUGCGCUAUCCGCCGGUCUGGCCUGGUCCAUGUUCGACGUGCUGACGCUUACCAAGCCAAAGGGCUAUGGUCCCACUCUUGGACGCUUUGCCUACAACACGGGCCCACUGAUGGGAAUGGCCACGGCUUUCACGCUUACCACCCUGACGGCCACAAACGUCCGAGGCAAGGACGACAAAUUGAACUACUUCCUGGGCGGAUUCGCGGCUGGCGGCGUCUUCGGCGCAUGGAAACACAACCACGUUGCUGGUCUCUGUGCCGGUCUCUUCUUGGGCAUUGCUGGUGUUAUCAAGAAGAUGUCCAUUGAGCAGGGCUGGGAGUUCUUCCCCAACACACCCCUGAGGCAGUACGGUGGCCUGAACAUUGCCUCCAACGAUUGGACAAUCAUGCCCGACCCCCCAAAGAACUGGACCACUGAGAAGCCCAAGGAGAAGUAAAGUCUAGUUUCCUAUGUUUAGUUUAAUGGCGAUUCGAUGAUGGAAGGAUUAUGCGGUCUCUGUUUUCCCCGCUGUCACCUGAAUAAAGCUUAGCGCGAAGUGAUAAAGCCAGGCUAAUUUUGCUGGAGUCCAAAA
Messenger RNA from Drosophila bipectinata, 707 nucleotides. It is a transcript of the gene ND-B14.7, whose product is annotated as NADH dehydrogenase (ubiquinone) B14.7 subunit. The record is from RefSeq and is a predicted model, not a curated record. Gene Ontology annotation, biological process: mitochondrial respiratory chain complex I assembly. Lineage: Eukaryota; Metazoa; Arthropoda; Insecta; Diptera; Drosophilidae.